AUGCCGUUCGGCCGCCUCUUCGGCGGCGGGUUCUCGUCGUCCAAAUGCAAGACGUCGCUGCGUCUGUGCGUCGGGCGCAUCAAGCUCCUACGGAACAAGAAGUCCCUCGCGACGCGCGCGCUGAUCUCCGAGGUCGCGGAUCUCCUUCGCGCGGAGAAGGAUGACGCCGCGCGCGUCCGCGUGGAGGGCGUCAUGCGCGAGGAGGGCGUCCUCGAGGUGUUCGAGAUCCUGGACGUCUUCUUAGAGCUCCUCAUCGCGCGGCUCCCGAUGAUCGAGGCGUCCAAGGACGUCCCCGCGGACCUCAGAGAGGCGCUCGCGACGGUGAUGUUCGCGGCGAGUAAACUAGCCGCGGAGCUCCCCGAGCUCGCGUCGCUCCGCGAACAGUUCGCGGUCAAGUACGGCAAGGCGUUCGCGAAGGCGUGCUCGGACGACGCCACCGCGGGCGCGUGCGGCGCGAACGCGAUCGCGUGCGCGCGGCUGGCGACGCGAUCCCCGGACCCUCUGAAGAAGGUGGAGAGGCUCGCGGUCAUCGCGGACGAACACGGGAUCGACGCGUUCGACGUCGCGGAGGCGACGAAGCGAACGCUCGCGAGCGCGGCGCCGCCGUUAGGGACCAUGGGCGGCGGCGCGCAGGACGUGUCGCGUCAGGUGGUGCCGCAGCACGUCGCGAUGCCGAUGCCGAUGCCGCAGCCGGUGACGUACGUAGGCGUAGGCCAGCCGCAACCGCAACCGGCGGCGGUCGCGGUGAUGGUACAACAGCCCGCGGUGCAGUUCAACACCGCGGGUGAGGCUGCGGCGUACGCCGCCGCCGCCGCGGACGACGCGAGGAACGCGGCCGCGGCGGCGGCGGUGCUCGCGGGCGCGCCGUCGCCGGAGGCGCGGCGCGCGGCGGGCGACGCGAACUCGACGGUGGCGUCGGAGUCGACGACGGCGGCGGAUGAAGAAAACGGCGCGGCGGACGAGGUGGAGGUGGACGCGAUCGUGGACGCCGCGAAGGAGCUCGCGGAGCUGGACCGCGCGGACGCGGCGUACUUGAACGAGCUCACGCCGCCGAAGAACGGGAAGGACGGCGGCGGGAGCGACGGCGGCGGAGGGGGCGGCGACGGCGGCGGCGGCGGCGCGGGCGGCGGCGGCGACGGCGCGGCCGGCGGCGACGCGGCGAAGCCUCCUCCUCCUCCUCCUCCUCCUCCCGGGAGCGCGGAGAAGAAGGACGGCGGGACGAUGGACGAUCUCACCGAGCGUCUGAACGCGCUGAAGCGGCGGGAUUAAGGAGGGGAUGACGACUAGGUACUGUAGAAGAAGAAGAAGAGAGGGAGGGAGACAGGCACGUUCGUUUUUUUUUACGCCGAGCGCUCGCGCUCUCUCCCCUCCCCCGGCAGCCCGGUGACGUCGACGACGACACCAGUCACGAAUUGUUAACUCAAGAAAAUGUCCC
Messenger RNA from Micromonas pusilla CCMP1545, 1435 nucleotides. RefSeq lists its product as uncharacterized. Lineage: Eukaryota; Viridiplantae; Chlorophyta; Mamiellophyceae; Mamiellales; Mamiellaceae. The transcript has a single exon. Bases 1 to 1269 code for a protein of 422 amino acids. The record is from RefSeq and is a predicted model, not a curated record. Gene Ontology annotation, biological process: protein transport.